AUGGAUACCUCCUCGGCCCCUCUUGUUGACUAUGGCCUGCAAUACCAGUGGUGCUCUGACUCAGACCUCUCCAGCAUCUCCUCUCCAGAAUCUCUAUCUCCUGUUCACUCCGUGGACUCCAGGCUGUCUCCUUCCUAUCAGCAGCUACCGCAGUCCACUCCAAAGGCAGCUAAGACUGGAUAUUCCCAGAGCCUCAAGUCCUCACCCUGCUCCCUGCCUGGACGUGGCCGGAAGUCGGGCCGAGCCACUCGGAUCCGCAGCAAGCAGAGAGAGAGUGCCAGCGAGAAGGAGAAAUUGAGGAUGAGAGAUCUGACCAAGGCUCUGCAUCACCUCAGGUCCUACCUCCCACCCUCAGUGGCCCCUGCUGGACAGACUCUGACAAAGAUUGAGACUCUCCGCCUCACUAUUCGCUAUAUCUCCUACCUGUCUGCCCAGCUGGGAAUAAGUGAGGAGAUGCUGUUUCAGAGGAGAGAGCAAGGAGACACCUCAGCUAGUGACACCUCCUCACCUGACAUCCUCAGCUACUUUCAGCAUAGCUCCACGGGAGGUCAGGAGGCCCACCUGCAAAACCAGAACCUGAACCAGUCUUUGUAUCCGGUCCAGUGCCAAAGCCAGAACACCAUGCUGCACUAUGCACAAAACUGUAGUUUUGGAGCGGAUCAGUACAGUAGACAGCACAGUGAAGCUCCUCAGGAUACCAUCCUGCAGUUACCCCCAACAGCACAGCCCUCCUGUCAGAUGUGUGGCAAAGACUUCUGCACCCCACUAGUUCCAAGACAGUACUGGGGUUAA
Molecule: messenger RNA, 792 nt
Organism: Monopterus albus (swamp eel)
Lineage: Eukaryota; Metazoa; Chordata; Actinopteri; Synbranchiformes; Synbranchidae
Product: mesoderm posterior protein 1-like
Exons: 2
Coding region: 1-792 (263 amino acids)
Biological process (GO): regulation of transcription by RNA polymerase II; somite rostral/caudal axis specification; heart morphogenesis
Cellular component (GO): nucleus
Molecular function (GO): RNA polymerase II cis-regulatory region sequence-specific DNA binding; protein dimerization activity; DNA-binding transcription factor activity, RNA polymerase II-specific
Source: RefSeq, a predicted model, not a curated record